Molecule: messenger RNA, 1542 nt
Organism: Cannabis sativa
Lineage: Eukaryota; Viridiplantae; Streptophyta; Magnoliopsida; Rosales; Cannabaceae
Exons: 1
Coding region: 160-1410 (416 amino acids)
Source: RefSeq, a predicted model, not a curated record
UUAAAAAGGCGGCUUUCUCUCUCUUAAAACCUCUUCAGUCAAAUACUCAAUACUCCUCUUCUUCCUCUCUCCUUCCUCAUUUUCUCUCUCUAUAAAUCCGUACUAUUCCACCAUAUCCCAAUUCUCCAUUUCUCAAAAACCCAAUUUACAGCUCCAACAAUGGAGAUGGCCGAAGUGGCCAUGAUUCCACCACCACUAACAGUACUCCCACCCUCCGCCGCCUCCGAAUUCAACUUCGACAGUAAUUGUUCCUCACCUUACAUCACAGCUCCCUCUAGUCCUCAACGCUUCGGAAACUUUUUCUUCAGCGCACCCACCAGCCCCACACGUGUCUCCGCCGUCGCCGUCGCCACCGCCACCGCCACUGCCGCCGCCUCCUUAUACGGCGUCGACAUCUCUCUCAUCUCGGCCGAUUCUAUUUCUCCCAGAAAUUCUUCCGCUUCUACUAAUAUUCCCUUUAAAUGGGAACAAAAGCCUGGAAUCCCUAAAGGAAUUAAUACAAACGAUAACGAUGAUGAUGAUGAUGAUGAUUUUGAGUUUGAUUUUAGUGGACAGUUAGAGAAAGGUUCGUUAUCCAUGGCCGAUGAAUUAUUCGAUGGUGGGAAAAUUCGACCUCUGAAACCACCUCCUCGAAAUUACGAUUCGUCGGGACCUAAUUCUUCUGUUAAUUCGCCGAGAUCGAGAAUUUCUCAGGGGAAGAAAAUGGUUCAAGAUGUACUAAUGUCACCCAGAAGAAAAAGGGACGAGAAUUUCGACCCAUUCGCUGCCGCCAUUGAAGAAACUCGUAAGAACAGUAAUCAAGAUCGAGAACCAAACCCAGAAAAUAAAUUAGGACGCGGGAGAGAAAGAUCAUCAGCCAGGAUUAAAGGGACUCGAUCCUUAUCCCCCAUGCGUGUUUCCGACGCGCUACUGUUCGACCCGGAAGAAAAUUCCUCCGAUCAAUUUUCCGGGAAAAUAGUCUCCGAUCCCAAUUCAACCUCAAACAAUUCGAGAUCGGCUUACUCGUCGAUCUUGUCCGCCAUUUCCUUCGCCAACCGUAAAUGGAAACUCAAGGACUUAUUACUCUUUCGUAGCGCGUCGGAAGGUCGAGCUUCUUCAGUGAGCGAGUCUUUCCGGAAGUACGCCGUUCUGUCAAAAAAGCCGGCGACGGCGCCGGCGCCGGCGCCGGCACCGGAGGAUGUGAGGAAUUCGAGUUUUCGAUCGACGGACAGUGUGGGUUCGGUGAGUUCGAGGCGGCGAGGGCCGGCGGUUUCGGCUCACGAGUUGCAUUAUACGGUGAAUCGGGCGGUGUCGGAGGAAAUGAAGAAGAAAACUUUCUUGCCAUACAAGCAAGGUCUGUUGGGUUGUUUAGGGUUUAAUCCAGGUGUUCAUGAGAUUUCUAGGAGCUUUGGUUCUUUAUCACGUGCAUGAAAUAUAUAUAUAUAGAUAUUUAUAUGUAUAUAUCCAGAUUAUCUUAAUCUGGGUUUUAAUUUAAUUGUUUUGUUUAUUAUUAUGAUCAUCAUCAUACAAUUUUCAAAUUUAUAUACAUUAAUUAAUUAUAUA